Penicillium manginii is the source of this 1701-nucleotide messenger RNA. Its product is annotated as ferric reductase family protein. Bases 1 to 1701 code for a protein of 566 amino acids. The transcript has 6 exons. Gene Ontology annotation, biological process: intracellular iron ion homeostasis; copper ion import; iron ion transport. NCBI's taxonomy places the organism in Eukaryota, Fungi, Ascomycota, Eurotiomycetes, Eurotiales, Aspergillaceae. Gene Ontology annotation, cellular component: plasma membrane. The record is from RefSeq and is a predicted model, not a curated record. Gene Ontology annotation, molecular function: ferric-chelate reductase activity.
AUGAGCGAUGCAAAGGCCGCGAAAGCUGCUGCGAAGGUACUUCGACAGUCGAACAAUGAAUGGAGUAACAAAUACUUUGCCAUUGCUAUGGGCUCUAUCAUGGUCCUUUUCGCCAUACAUCACUGGCUUGAAGUGAUGGAAAUUCGGGGUUUUCCACGUCAGAAAAGCUUUUUGGCCCGCAAAACCCGAUUUAUUCGGGGACUUUUCUCUAGCUCAUAUAAGGGGCUUCACAUCGGCCGAUCUGCCCUGUACACCAUCUACUGGGCUGUCAAUCUGAUUCUAGCGGUGACUAAUGUCGACCUUACGAAUAUGAAUUAUGUUGCCAAGCGAUUCGGUUGGAUUGCGGUAGCCAAUUUGGUACUCCUAGUCUUCUUGGCUCUGAAGAACACGCCUCUCGCUCCCUUGACAGCCAAGUCAUAUGAGAAACUACGCCCUCUUCACAAGGUCGCCGGCUACACCUGUAUAUUCACCAGCUGUUUACAUGGCAUUGUGUAUUUGGCUGCAUGGGCAGACUCCGGAGAGCUUGAUUCUAUGCAAGAGGUCAAGAAUUUUGCGGGAGCCAUUGCAGGCCUGGCUAUGGUUCUUAUUGGUCUCUCAACUAUCACUUACCUCAUGCGAGGAUACUACGAGCUUUUCUAUAUGUUUCAUAUCAUCCUUUUUAUAUUGAUCAUGAUUACGGUCGGGAUGCACCGUCCGAAAUUCUCGAGUUCCACGGUGAUAAUCGUUAUAUUCACGGCUUGUCUUUGGGUCAGCGAUCGGUUGAUCCGUACGGCUAAGAUCUGCUGGAACUUCUUUGGUAACUCUGCAUCCAUCACAGCGUUACCUGACAAUGCCAUUCGGGUGCGACUGAAUCGUCGUAUCAAUUCUACACCGGGUUCCCAUGCAUUUUUGUGGGUCCCCGCUAUCCGCUGGUUUGAAAGUCAUCCGUUCACUCUUCUUUCAUCCAACCCGUCCGAAUUCGUGAUUCGUGUUUAUGAUGGGUUUACCCGAGACCUGUAUAAUGCCGCCCAGACCUCACCGGGUAGAGUCUUCCGGUGCUCAGUGGAUGGCCCUUAUGGUCAGGUCCCUAAUUUUCAACGAUUUGACAAAGUCAUUUUGGUUGGAGGUGGCAGUGGCGCAAGUUUUACCUUUGCGAUCGCUCUGGACUUGAUUGAGAAACCAGACACGACUGUCAAGACUAUUGAUUUUAUCUGGGCUGUGAGACAACAGGAGAACCUGUCCUGGUAUUCACAAGAACUCAAGCGGCUCCAGAACCACCCUAGUGUGAACUUGUUCAUUUAUGUCACUCGUCAAGCUACGAUUGACAGUUCCGGGACUUCUUUUCUCAACAUUCAAGAUUUAUCAGAGAAGUCCCCAGUAGAGACGACAGGUGCUCCCAUGGAAUCUUCCACAUCAGACUCCGAAGUCAGGGACAUUGAGAAGGGUGGUCCCCAAUACAUGAACUCCAAUGAUGAGUUCUCUCCGGAUAAAAUUUGCUCGGGACGUCCUGAUCUCAAUAGCCUUAUAGCUGGCUCCGUCGCGACAGUUUCCAAGAAGAGUUCAGAUGAUCGUAUAAUCGUUGGGGUUUGCGGUCCCAUUGCAAUGACGAAUGCUACUCGUCAGGCCGUUUCAAGUAUUGCGCGCCAAGACGGACCAUCUAUCACCCAAUAUACUGAGGUAAGCAUCCACAAAAUUCUAUUCAUAAAGCAAGGGAGCAUCUAA